Messenger RNA from Sclerotinia trifoliorum, 1553 nucleotides. Lineage: Eukaryota; Fungi; Ascomycota; Leotiomycetes; Helotiales; Sclerotiniaceae. The record is from the annotation of a GenBank genome assembly.
AGCUGCAAAUUUAGGAAUUAAGAACGAAGAUUUAUCAAGGCAGGAAAUAUAAGUUUAAGUUGAACGACUGAGUGGAGAUUGAUAUAUGAGAUAUUACAGAUAGAGUCGAACAAAGACAAAGACACCUACCCAGAGAUGGCGCAUCAAAGGGUCACAUCGACCCUGGAUGGGGUGAAGGAACCCCAUUCUGUUAGUUUGAAGGUUUUGAGGUAUGUUGUGUUUGUUUUACUUUAUGAUUUGAAUUCUAUUUCGAAUGAAAUGGUAGCGUCAGGUACUAAAUGGUCGUCUACAGACUUUCGCGCCCAUCCCUCUCAAUCCAACAUCCACUUCCCACACACUCCCCUUCACCACCUCCGAAUCUCAGUCUUCCAGCACCCUCAGCCUCCCUCGCAUACCCAUCUCCCGCUCCUUCGAACUUUAUUCUCUCGCCUCUUCUUACGCUUCCUCCAGCUUUUGGAUCUGCAUAUGUGGGGGAGACGUUUAGUUGUACUCUUUGCGCUAACAACGAACUCCCUCCUCUUCCCCAACUCGCUCAAACUCACACCUCCCCGGACAUUGCAGCCUCCUCAGAUACUACUAAAAUAAUAUCAAAUAUAACUCUCACCGCUGAAAUGAAAAUACCCUCUACGCCAAACCCCAUCUCGCUUCCUCUCUCUGGCCCUUCCCAAUCCCCUCCAACGUCUACAUCUGGAGAAGAAAGUCCAGAAACACCUAUAUCCCAGACAUCUCUUCAAAAGGUUCUUCAUUUCGACCUCAAAGAAGAAGGAGCUCACGUUCUAGCCGUCACAGUCACCUAUACUGAAUCUUCUCCUUCGUCUCCCCCUCGCACCCGCACAUUCCGCAAGCUAUAUCAAUUUAUCUGUAAAGGGUGUCUCGUUGUCCGUACCAAAACUGGUACAUUGCCAUCCCUGAAAUCUACAUCUUCAAAUCGCUCAUCAACAUCCAUCCCGCCAACCUCUCCAUCCAAAGAAACAAAACGCAAAAGAAGCUACGCACUAGAAGCUCAAUUAGAAAAUAUUACAGAAGACAACCCUAUCACCUUAACCUUAGUUCAUUUAACUACCACGGAAGGAUUUAAUGCUACAAGUUUAAAUUGGGAGGUUGUAGUUUCUGAUUCGGAGAAGGAAAAUGGGGGAGGGGAGGCAGAAUUGGAAAGACCUGUAUUAGCACCGGGAGAUAUUCGUCAAGUUUGCUUUUUGGUUGAGGAAAAGGAUCCUGAGGGUGAAAAAGAGGGCAUACAGGGAGAGAAUGAAAAGGAAAGUGAAAUUGUAGACGGUAGGCUGAUAUUCGGGGUGCUAAGUAUAGGAUGGAGGGGUGCCAUGGGAAAUAAGGGAUUUUUGAGUACCGGAAAUCUGGGGAUAAGAGUUUCGUGAGGGGAUUGGUUAAUUCAUAUACUAUAUCAUUGAUAUAGGUUGAGGACUAUUUGUAAAUAACUCAUGCUGUCGAAGGAUACUUGACAGAAUCAACAGCUGGAUAAGUUGCACGAUGAUCUCGAUGAUGAUUGUAAAUAGCUACGAAAUUAGAUGAUAUUAUAUAAAUGUCAUGGUGGUGAU